This is a messenger RNA of Nematocida minor, 515 nucleotides long. RefSeq lists its product as uncharacterized. NCBI's taxonomy places the organism in Eukaryota, Fungi, Microsporidia. The transcript has a single exon. The annotation marks the transcript as partial. The record is from RefSeq and is a predicted model, not a curated record.
AUGGAGGAAACAGAACAGCCAACACAGCUAAAAAAAACAUAUUCAUACAUCGUAAGAGAGUCCAUCUAUUUCAGAAGAGCUCUCUUGCUGCAGCCUUUGACCACCCCGGGGUGCGAAAAAAGGUACACCCCCACAGGAAUGGCCUUCAACAUUUUUUCUCUUUUCGUAUCGAUGGUGGUGAGCAGCUCCUGCUACAAGACGCUUUUUUCUUUCAGCCAGCCCAAGCUCCUGCCGGUCUAUAAGUUUGUGAUAUACAUCUGCAUAGGGCGCAUGAUUCCCUUGUUCUCUUUUGUGAUGUGUCUGGGAACCAUUAUAUACCUGUGCUUGUUUAGUUUUACUCUGCUUGAGUCUGGGUACAUCAUAACAUACUCUCUCUCAACGACUUUUCCCAUUGCCCUGAUUGGAAAGUCCAUGCAGCUGUAUUUUACCAGCCACAUCGAAAUAAUUGGAGCACUUAUUUUUUUGAUCAACGGGGUUGUUUCAACUAUUUUCAUACUGGCAAACAGAUCAAAAAA